Messenger RNA from Wasmannia auropunctata (little fire ant), 5164 nucleotides. It is a transcript of the gene mip120, whose product is annotated as protein lin-54 homolog. Gene Ontology annotation, cellular component: nucleus. Gene Ontology annotation, biological process: regulation of DNA-templated transcription. The coding region runs from base 346 to 2793 and encodes 815 amino acids. The transcript has 12 exons. Lineage: Eukaryota; Metazoa; Arthropoda; Insecta; Hymenoptera; Formicidae. The record is from RefSeq and is a predicted model, not a curated record.
GUCAAACUUCGCACGGAUGGCUGCACGGACGAACGUCCCGCGGCUUUUCAAAAGCGCCAGCACGAUGAAUUUAAAUCUCUCUCUCUCUUUCUCUCUCUUUCUCAUGCACACCGAGAGCGAUUUCGAAAUGGUCGGACCACACGUUGGCGACGUGCUGCCGAACGAUUGUAUUAUUAGCGCGAACGAUCGAAGCCGCCGAUAGAUCGUGCGUUCGAAUAACGUAAACAAAAUCGCGUUUAGGGUAGAAUAGAAUAAAUGUUUGGAUUUAUUGCCAGGCGAGUGCGUGCAGUGCACACGUGUGUGAUUGCCACUUGAUUACGAGUUUGGUUAAUUAUAUUUAUCUAAAUGGUCAUUGUCGUCAUGUCCACUAAUAAGGGGCAAAACACGAGGGCCCUGGUAGAGCCCUUGACUUUGGAUCGCACAUUGGAAGACAGCGACCUCAGCGCCCUGAGCUUGUCUCACAGCAGCGAACAGUAUACGUCGAACGACUUCGAGGAGUUUGCGAAUAUUCAAGCGGAAUUUGAAUGCAUGAACUCGGAGGGAGUUAUGACGGACGACCGGAUAAUAAUUGAUGAGAACGUUGAGACUGAUACGAUAGUACCUGAUGUGGAGAUGACCGAGAUUUCCGAGCAAGUGCAGGCCGAGCACAUUUACACGAUGGCCAAUCAAAACAGUCAGAAUAUUGUGUUCCAAACCAAGCCCACGUUGCAGAGAGUACCGGUGUCGGCGGUCCAGAUGAAACCGAGCAUUCAGCCUACGCAGAGCCAGUCGAUCAUGAUAGUGUCACCUGUGAGCGGACAGGGCACCAGCCAAAUUUUGAAGAUAUCGCAUCCACCGACAGCCUCGGCCGAACAGCUACAGUCUUUAGCCCAAACUCUAAUCACUGGCAAAUCUGCGGACGGGAGUGUCGUUCAGUUGAGAACCACGCAGCCCGCCAAGUCUAUCACGACAACUAGUGCCUCUGGAAACAUCACGAUCAGUAAUGUGCAGAAUGUUAAGAUUUCGCAGCCAUCGUUGAAACGGACAACACAGAGUGUCUCUCAAGGACGUAACUUAUACACAAAGAUGAUAUUGACGGGAAAUCAGCCACAGUCCGGUACUCAGCAAGUUCUCAUCACGAGUUCGCAAAGUGAAAAUCAACCGACUCAGGGAAUCAAAUUUCUCAAUAACAGCUCCUCUAGUUUUGGCAGCCCGGCGAAAAAUAUAACGUUGGCACAGAUGGGCACUAUACUCUCUACCAACAAGCAACAUAUUUUGCCGACAUCUUCGUCAAAGCAGAGUAUGAUACUGAACAAGUUGCUACAAUCUUCGACGUCUCAGCCAUCAAAAGUGACCAUAUUACCGACGAAAUCGCCGACAAAAAUCCUUCCUGCGCCAACCAUGAGUCUUCAGGCGAAGUCCUCGACGACGACGAAUCAGCCCACAUUCGUUACAUCCAAAUCAUCCACGCAGCAAAAUCCGCAGAAAGUGAUCAUUAGACAGGGUUCCUUGAAACCUGGUAAUGUACUUGGAAGUGGACAAGUCAUUAGAAUACCUGCUAACCAGAACAUCGUGACUGGAUCGAAUCAAGUCCAUCAGAUUCAGAUGUCCGGAAGACAAGUGCAAUACGUCAGAUUAGUUAGUACCCCUUCAACAGGAUCUACCAAUGUCGUUACUGUGGGCAAAUCAAAAGCCAGCACAACACUUCAGACUGUGGGUAUCGGUCAGAAGAUAGGAAAUCAGCAACAGAUUGUAAAGGUUGUACCGCUGAAUACCGGAAGUCAGUCUCUGAGAACGGUUGCACCGAAAGCAACGUUGACAAGUGGUAGCCAAAAAUUACUCAUACCUGCGGCUGCUGCAGCGGCAGUCGGCGGUCAGUCGAAGAAUGCGGUGGCAAUCCCCGCGUCAGCAUUGAGCCAGCUGGCGUCAGGACAAGCAGUUCUAUCAACCAAUCCGAAUGUUGGAAAUAUCGUUGUUCUACCUGCUCAAUAUAUUCAACAACAGUCAACAGAGGAGGUAAAAUUGAAGUCCCAAACAACGCCAGCUCUUUUAAAUACACAAAGUUCUACAGCGACUCUGUGCGUAAUUGACGGAAAAAAUUCUCAAAGAGGAUCUUACAGCAAUGUGGAGCCGAACGGCAUCAGGCCGAGAAAACCAUGCAACUGUACCAAAUCACAGUGUCUCAAGCUUUAUUGCGAUUGCUUUGCGAACGGUGAAUUCUGUCACAUGUGCAAUUGUAAUAAUUGCUCAAACAAUCUUGGUAACGAGGAGGAGCGACAGCGCGCGAUUAAAUCCUGCUUGGAACGUAACCCUAAUGCCUUCCGGCCUAAAAUCGGGAAAGGCCGUGAGACUGGCGAAGAUAUAAGGAGACACAAUAAAGGCUGCAAUUGCAAACGUAGUGGUUGUCUUAAGAAUUACUGCGAAUGUUACGAGGCAAAAAUCCCAUGUUCUGCAAAUUGUAAGUGUAUAGGCUGUCGCAAUAUUGUGGAUCCAAUUUUGCAGAAGAAAUCUUUAAAAGACCUAGCAGAAGCGGCCGAAGUCAAAACGACUCAGCUUAGUUUAAAUAAGGCGCAAUUACAGUUAUCCGAAAUGGCAUUUAGACCACCAGCGACAUCCAAUACUGGUACAAGACAACCAUUCAAUUUUCUGACGGAGAAAGUAGUGGAGAUAACAUGCCAGUGCUUAAUGGCUCAAGCCGACGAGGCGGAACGUAAUAUGUUCGACGACGAGACAUCUCAGCGUCUUAUCAUCGAGGAGUUUGGCCGUUGCUUAAAGGAGAUCAUCGAGUCGGCGCAUAAAGCUGAAGCUACUUAGCAGGUGCACUUGCGAUAUUCGCAUUGUAAUUUUUAUAUGAUUACUAUUGAUUAUCAGAAUUGGAAUAUAAAUAAAAAUAGUAUAAUGUGUGUUGGUACCAAAGACAUUAUAUUACACAAGAUGCGAAAGGUCUUGGAAGGUCUUUUCAAAUUCACCAAGUUAUUCUUUAAGCGCCUUUCAAAGUGAGCCUGCGAUGAAUAACUCCGCAUGUGAAUUUACUUCAGAGUAAUAUAAUGGGAAUGAUAUAAGCUGUAUUAUGAGAGCAAAUCGCUUCCCUCGGUUUUUGAUUGAAAUGAAAAAUGUCUUUAAUUUGUACAUUAAUUUGAUAACGAAUGCUUUCGCUGUUUCAAAAAAUAAAUCGUAUUUGACUUUUAAACGAGAAAAAGAAAUGGCGUCAAUUUGACGAUAAACGAGAAUUUUUGUAUUUGGAACGUGUUUUGAUCUGAUAGUAAAUACACAACGUAUUGGUAAAUAAGAAGCGAUAGCUCAUCUUGCAGUUCAAUUGCUUAAUUAUCAUUACCAUUUAACAAACUUACACAGUGUUCAGAGAAAAUGAUGAAACGUUUCAUGAAUUUAUCUCGUCAGUCUAUCGGUUGCAUUUCAUAUAUUUUUAAAAAUAAGUCGUUAUGUCUGCGAAAUAAUAUAUAUUAGAUGCUAAAAAUAAUUAUAGUAAAAAUUUCAUUAAUCCGCACUUUCCUUUAUAGUUUAUUUAAUUUAAUCAUAGAAAAGUACCUAUAAUGGUUUAAAUCACAGUUGCUAUGGUAUGUAUUUUAACUAAUAAUAGUACAAAUGUACAAACUUUAUUUGUAUGUUUCAAUCAACAUGCAUGUUCAAAAUCCAUAAUCCGUUAAGACCCGAAUUUACUAGUUAAAUUUACUAGAAUGGUUGAUUAGACGUAAAAUCGAAUAUCUAUGUAGACAAUACAAUUACAGAUCUCGUUUCGCCUCGUAAACAGAGGGGGGGGGGGAAGGGGAGUUUGCACUUCACUACGCGUGGAAAUUCGAAAACUUGUGAAACAGUAUUGACUUUGUUUCAAUUAAAUUGAAAACUAAGUUAUUUUAACUAGUGAAAUCGGGUUUUAACUUAUAUAUACUGUGAUUGAAACAUAUUAAUAACAAUAACGUUAGCGUUAUUAAUGUAUGAUAUGUAACAACUGCGACUUCAGCUCUUAUAGGAUUGUCCUCCUUGUGUAAUUGCAUAUUAAAGAGUCUUUACAUAUUAUUUACACCGUACAUCUUAUUUAAUUGUGAAUAUUAGAGGUGUUUAUAUAUAUAUAAUAGCACUAUAAAUAUGAAAUAAAACUCUACUUUCAAGUACUUGAUAUUACAUAUGAAGAUUUCUGUUAUUCGUUAAUACUCUUAAAGCUUAAUUCAUUCUUAAUUUUUAAUGGCUUGUAUCUUAGGUUAUUGACGGCUCGAUGUCGAUCGAAGCUAACGAUGUCGUUUAUUUAUAGACUAUAAGAGGAGAUAUGCGAUGUUUGAAGCACCUUGUAUUAUAUAUAUAUAUAUAUAAUGUAUUUCUCAAAUUAAAAUUUUAUGAUCGAAAGUGCAGCUGCAGUUUAUAUAGAGAUAUUUAUAUUCAUUCACAUUAUAUUAUAUGCAUUACGAUUAAAAUGUACAGCAUGUCAAAAUAGCCUCUCUUGUUUUUGUUUGCGUCUACAAUGAAUAUUUCUGUUUAAUUACUUAACUUGAGAAACAAUUCGUUUAUUAUUCUCUUUUCUCUCUCUCAUUUCGUAUUCUUUUUUUUUCCCCAUUUCUCUUUUGAUAUUCAAUAUAAUGUACAUGAUGUAUUAACAAAUUACAAUCCUUAAUUUAGAAUUACUGCAAUAUAAUAAGUCUGCUGGCGGAUUAACAUUGGAAAUAAAAGAUUUUUAAUUGUGUAUAAUAUUCUAUAUACGCAACGUGUGCGUAUACAAAUAUAUAGAUUUUACUACUUUCUUGCAGUCACUAAUAAUACAACAACAUUGUCCUAUGAUUGUAAUUGAAAAUACUAGCUUCCUUAAAUUUAAUUAAAAUUUAAAUUAAAUUUAAAAUUUUUUAAUUUUAAAGGUAAAAAAUUUUUGUAAAAGUAUUGUAAUUAAUUCUUUUCCGUUUUCAUUGUCGUUGAUGUUCUUCAAAUAUACGUGUUUGAUAGUAGAAAUAAAUUAUGCUGUUGUUUGAUACAAGUAACUUUUGUGCUGUACAUACAAUAUUCACGUAAAGAAUGCUCUUCGUAAUAAUGCAUAUAUAUAAUAGUAAAUAGAGGAAUUUUAGUAUUUCGUUAUAAAAAUGUUGACUAUAAUACAGAAAGAUUUUUAAUGAUGGGUCUUAUAAUGUUAUUUGAGCGACUUUAAAUGUAAUAGCAUUUCAAUAAAUAAAUAGUUGAAAAGAAA